CUGGAGGAAAACUUGUCUGACUCAUAGAAAAGAGAAAAGAGCCUUUUAGCGUUGACGACUUUGCCACUAUUCUGCAAGUCAUCGUGCUUCACCUUCACGUGACUGGCUGGCUGGAAUACCACCCUACUCUUUCUCCUUCUGAGGACAUCCCAUUCCAGGACUGUGCUUUGGUCUCACUCCCCCCCAGCAUGGAGUCCACCAAAGUCCAGUCAGAGGGUGGCCUCAAUGUCACCCUUACCAUCCGCCUCCUCAUGCAUGGAAAAGAGGUUGGAAGUAUAAUUGGCAAGAAAGGGGAAACAGUAAAAAAGAUGCGUGAAGAGAGCGGAGCACGGAUCAAUAUUUCUGAGGGCAACUGUCCAGAGAGGAUUGUCACCAUCACUGGACCAACAGACACCAUCUUCAAGGCUUUUGCUAUGAUUGCCUACAAAUUUGAGGAGGACAUAAUCAAUUCCAUGAGCAACAGCCCAGCAACCAGCAAGCCCCCAGUCACCUUAAGGCUUGUAGUGCCAGCCAGCCAGUGUGGCUCCCUCAUAGGAAAAGGAGGCUCCAAAAUAAAAGAAAUGAGAGAGUCCACAGGGGCCCAGGUUCAGGUGGCAGGGGACAUGCUGCCCAACUCCACAGAGCGUGCAGUGACAAUCUCUGGGACCCCAGAAGCCAUCAUCCAGUGUGUCAAACAAAUCUGUGUGGUCAUGCUGGAGUCUCCACCAAAAGGUGCGACCAUCCCUUAUCGCCCGAAGCCCGCCUCCACCCCAGUAAUUUUUUCUGGUGGCCAGGCCUACACAAUUCAGGGACAGUACGCCAUUCCACACCCAGAUCAGUUGACCAAGCUCCACCAGUUGGCUAUGCAGCAAACCCCCUUUACCCCUCUCGGACAGACCACCCCUGCUUUCCCUGGUUUGGAUGCCAGUCCACCUGCCAGCACCCAUGAACUCACCAUUCCUAAUGAUCUAAUAGGCUGCAUUAUUGGGCGCCAAGGAACCAAAAUAAAUGAGAUUCGACAGAUGUCUGGGGCGCAGAUCAAAAUUGCAAACGCCAUGGAGGGCUCAUCAGAGCGCCAGAUCACCAUCACAGGGACCCCUGCUAACAUCAGCCUGGCCCAGUAUCUCAUCAAUGCCAGGUUCAGGGACGUGGCUGCCAUGUGGAAUGACCCCUCAUCCAUGACUACAUCCUGAAGUCACCACAAAUCUGGUUCUGUUUGCAGAAGUUAACAUCAAAACCACCGCUUCACAAUUAACCUCAAUGUGUUAUCCCAUGGAACUUCCCCUAGACUCCCUUGGUUUUGCGUAACACUUUAGCAUUAGCCUGUGGGAGACCUAUAGUCAGAUAAACUACACUGGGAUUUGUUUUAAAUGGAUGUAGUGUAUCGUUAAAGGAUCAGUUUGACAGUCUGGGAACAACGGUCAUUCCUUUGUUUUCUUAGAUUUAGGUAAGAAGAUGAUUACCACUCUAAUCUCUGUCAGUUAAAUUUGAAGCUACAUCCCGGACACUGUUAGCUUAGCUCAACAAUGGCUAGACACAGGGGCAAACAGCUAACCUGGCUCUGUCCAAAGGUAACAAAAUCCAACAGCUCUGAAGCCUGGAUUCCACCGUGCAUGCAGGAGCUGCUCAUGGCCGUUGACAAUGCUUGUGAUUCCACCAGAUGAAUACACUUGUCAAAUUUCAACACCCCGUGCAGACACAGUUAAAACAGACAAGAAAAGAAAACAUUUAACUAUGUAGCCUACUGUAGCCUGCUCAGAAAAAUCUAGGAAAAAUUACCAGAUCAACACAAUCUGAGCAAGUCAACAAAGCCAGGCAGUCAAAAAGCUCAGCUUCUGAAACACUCUCUGAGGGGUAUGAAGUCGUGCAGAGGACAGAACAAAACCAUGUUACAGACGUAAUGUUAUAGAGCCAUGGCCAGUGGAAUAAAGGCAUACAGCUCCCUAAUUAACAUGCUGACUGCUAUGCACCCUCACAUUGCUGACAAGCCACAGGAUGACAUUGCAAGACAUAGUUUGGCCCAUAAAACUUUAACUUUUCAUUUUUUACACAAAUAAGCUCUAAUAUUUUAAUUAGGGAGUUUUAAAAGGUGCCAGUAAGCAGAUUUUACUACUUUCAGACAGAGCCAUGCAAGCUGUUUCCCCCUGUUUUCAGUUUUUAUGCUAAGAUAAGCUUGGUUAUGAUCUUCUCAUCUUUUUCUCCAAGAAAGCGAAUAAGCGUGUUUCCCAAAAUGUCAAAGUAUUCCUUUAAGUAUUUAUUUAGCAUGCCUCAUUCCAAGAAUAAUAGUAUUUUUCUUAUUGUCAUUACUAUCUUAGAUACAUUUGCUUAUUAAGUCCUAUUGUGUCAUUGUCUGGAAAGAGUAAAAUUAAUAAAAAAUGUAAAAUGAACAAAAAAGCAAAGAAAAAAAGAACACAUUACUGCCACUCGAGCAAUGCUGUUAGAAAGAAGAGUGAUGUGAUGCUUCUGUCAGGGAAUACAGCAACUUCUACAUUGGAAAUUUCAUGACACCACCAUUUUUUUUCUGUCCACUGCAUGACUUCAUUAGAGCACUAGUAAGGCGUGGUUAUGUUACCAUAUUUUUGAAGAUAUUUUAUGUGAAAGGAAACAAUGAAAAUAUGGUAUCAAAUCUGUGUAAAAGAAAAAAAAAACAGGUGCCGGCAAAAAUUGGAGCACAAAGCCGGGCAUUGCAGCAUACCUUUACUUUUGAGCGAAAGUCCUUCUUUCACAGCUGUUUUUAUUUUCUCUGUCUACCCCCCCCCCUUCCACUCCUCCUCCUCCCCCGCCUUCCCUGAACUGUUCUAGGCUGACGUCUGAAGUCACUGGAAUGGGCACACUCUAAUUUCUACCCGUCUUCCCUCAGUGCAUCACAUGACCCUUGAGCAAAUGGCAUUACACCUAGUUUUAUUUAUUUCUCUGUAUUUGACUGUCCUGAUAUUUAAGUGACUUUAACAUUUAUAAUUUCUUGUAUUUACUAUAAACAUGUUUAUGCACUGUUACUUGGAUUCCUCACACCUAUCCAAAACCCUGUUGUUUCUGUUUCUGAAAGGUCGCUUUAGUUUUUUGACACUCUAGUACCUUUCAUGGCAUCUUACUCACUGCACCGCUUUGUUUUGCCUCGUGCUUUAACACGUCACUACUACUACUAUUUUUUGCACUGCAGGCACCUGAAAGUAAAUGCAAACUAAACUGAAAGACUGAAGAACAAUUUAAACCAAGGUUGUCCCUCCCCCACCCUGCAUUUGAAUGUAUUGACACAUUUUGUAUUCCAUAUUUAGACCACUAUACUACCUGUGUCAAUGCAUUGCUAAACACAAAAGUUCAAUAAGCACCUCUAAACCACAUAUUUUAUGGCAGUCUAUUUCAUACUUUCAUGAUUGAUGAAAUGAAUGCUUUAUUGCGUGCCUGUAGACAUUUACCUGUUUGUCUUAGUGUUGUAUCUACACUAGAUUGAUCUGCAUGACCCACAAAAUCGACUACAUUUCCAAUUUAUUUUAAAAGCAAAUGGGCAGAUAGGAGACUAAAUUGUGAAAUGGAAUGGAACAAGCCUUAAACAGUCUAUUUGAAAUGACCUCAUGGGUACAGUCCAAUAUACAUCCACCAUAAUAUGCAAAUAUCAGUCCGAGUUUCAUGUGAGAUGUGACAUAAAGGCUGGGAAAAUGAAAAUGACCAUAAAUGGCCGCAGCAAAGAAAUCCAACUGCAUGCAAUGAAUAAACCACACUUUUAUCACCUAUACUUCACAAACAUGUAAUCGCGUUAUUCAUGCUGCCAUCUCAUAGCAGCUAUGGUUAAGAAAUGUCCAAGAGUUGUCUAGCUUUUCAUUCACAUGCAGCUCAUUUAAGGGUUUCUGUGUAUUUCAAAAGGGCUGAAAAGCUCCUGGGAAGCAAGACCCUAGUUAGUCAAUCAGGUCUGUUUUUCAGCUCCUUCCUCACAUGCGCCUAUUACAAUUUGGUAGUCAACAAGCCACUCCAGACAUGAAAAACAUAGCAUGUAUAAAACAUUGGAAACACAUUUUCAACGUAUGUAUCUAUCAGUUGUUGAUUUUGCAGGUUAUGUCAGCCAAUCAAGCUCCAUACAAGCCUUCCGGUACAUAUACAUGUAUGGAUGACUCUGCAGUUGCAAUCUAAUAUCGAGUAUCUCCUUGGUUACACCAGGCUGGAUAUCUGUUUCAGAUAUGCACAGACCAAACCAAACUGUGUCCCUGUUCAAAGUAAAGCUGAAUUAAUUUCAAAAUGUGUUUUAACUGCUAACAUGUCAAACACCUUCAAUUAGUACAGUAGAAAAUGAUGCAGAAUGAUGAAUAUAGUAGAGUGGGAAUGCUUAUUUAUAAUAGAAAAUGUAUGGGUGGGCAGGUUGCUCUCAAGAGAAAUUCUGUUACAAAUUACAGUUUAUUACACUAGAUACAUGUAGUGUUAUCAAAUCUGA
Micropterus salmoides (largemouth bass) is the source of this 4402-nucleotide messenger RNA. Its product is annotated as poly(rC)-binding protein 3. Bases 189 to 1172 code for a protein of 327 amino acids. The record is from RefSeq and is a predicted model, not a curated record. The transcript has 13 exons. Gene Ontology annotation, molecular function: mRNA binding. Gene Ontology annotation, cellular component: nucleus; cytoplasm. Gene Ontology annotation, biological process: regulation of gene expression; regulation of RNA metabolic process. Lineage: Eukaryota; Metazoa; Chordata; Actinopteri; Centrarchiformes; Centrarchidae.